CGCUCAUUAAGCAGCUCUCAACUGGCUGCGCUCUGCCUCGCGCCAAUGGAAACCAUUCUCUCAAAUUAGAAUUUAUACACGAAAAACCUUCUCAUCUCUGCGUGUGUAGGUGUUCUUGUCUUCUAGAUCGCCAAGUCUUGGCAUUGCAGGCACCGAUUCUGGAUGUCAACCGUCAAAUCAAGCGCGAAGAAACGAGCUUCGGAAUCCGAGACUUCUAAACCGAAUAAACUGAAGCGCGACGCCAUUGAGGACGACUUCGAUGCAGCUCUCUCCAAUGAUAUCAAAGGGAUAGUCUCCGCUCUGCAACAGAUCAGAGAGCGCGCCCACAAGGACGGACAGAAGAAGAAUGAGGAGACAAUUUCAAGUGUCGCUGCAGAGAUCAGGACGAAGCUUGAUGAAUUGAAGAGCAAAUUUGAGAAAGAAAGGCAAAUUCUUGCAAAGGCACUUCUUAAGAGCUCAAAAGAGUGUGAAAAUUUGUUAAAGAAGGAGACUGCCAAGUUCAACUUAGUUUAUGAUAGAUUUUGCAAGGAAAAGCAAUCACAUUUGCAGGCUUUAAAAGAUGCUAUUUCCAAGCACGAAGAAGAGAAGGAAAAUUUGUUCUUUCGAUAUGAACAACAAAGAAUGAAGGAGAAGAACAUGAUCUGUCAACAUGAGGAGGACUAUGCAAAUAGAAUUGCUGAAUUGGAAGAGUCACUCAAGAAGAAAAAGCAUGAUGAUAGAGCAUUCAGCAUUUUGAGAAAGACGCUAGGUUCAUUCCUGGAAAAUGCCUCAGAUGAAGAUUUCCCUCCUGAUGAUUGAACGGCGUGCUCGAGGAUAAAUUUGUUUUUGAGCCGAGGAGUUGCUUCGAAAUGCUUUUUCCAGGUGUGUAAGUGUAUUGGUUAACAACAAUGCUUCCAUCAAUUGCCAUACAAUGGUUUUGAGAGGCAAACAAGACCAAUAAAGGCUAAUGAGAAGAGUGGAUGGAAUGAAAUAAAAUUUUAACAAAAAGAGGACAAAUGGAAACCAGGAAAAAUGUAGUGAAAAACUCUUGGAGCAUGACAUACAUGUCAGCAUGGGUAUAAAUGAUUGGCAAGCUAGAAAACCCUAGACAUCAAAACCAGCCCCACUGAAAUGGGAUGAAGGCUUGAUAUCUUCUUUAGCCAAGUAAAGUAUUAAGGCUUGUUAAUGUUAAUGUAAACACAUAGGCACUAAGCCUCUACAGUGAAGAAGAUAAAGAUUGACAAUGUUAGUAUAAAAUUUCUAACAGAAAGAGUCGUUUUUUUUCAUAAUAUCCUUGGAGAAACCAUUCAAGUCCUCAACUACGGCGCAAAAAACCGUCUUUCACCGGUGUUUCUACAUGAGACUAGUAUAAAUUUCAGGAUCCCAGGAUACAGUUGUAGUAGACCUCGAAAUCCACUGUGCUGAUUCCUUAAGCCAGGCAGCAGCGGUCGUCCAAAAUCCUUGCAAGCUCCCAAUCUUAAACCAACAAGCUGCAAUGAUGUGAAGCUCUUGCUCAUUCACACCACCUGCCCUUAGGUACAAAACCUCAAGAGAUCCAUAUAUAUAUA
Molecule: messenger RNA, 1547 nt
Organism: Diospyros lotus (date-plum)
Lineage: Eukaryota; Viridiplantae; Streptophyta; Magnoliopsida; Ericales; Ebenaceae
Exons: 8
Coding region: 163-798 (211 amino acids)
Source: RefSeq, a predicted model, not a curated record